GUGGGACGAAAGCAUAUAAAGAGCCCGUCGGAACGGUGGAAUUGAGCUCGUCACCCAAAACAUUACGACCAGAGCACAACCACACACAAACAACGUUUCCCCACCUACCCUUUGAUCCAUCUUAUAGCUCGCGAGCAUGACGAUCCCCACGGUCUCCUGCCACUCCAGCGCCGGCCCCUGGACCCCGGAAACCCGGUACGUCUGGGAGAACGGAAUCCAGUACUGCUACGAGCGGUCAAUGGGUCCCAACCGGCCCCUCGUCAAGUGGCGAAUCCACCAAACGCCGCCUCCCGGAACCCAAUCGCCGGUCGAGGCCAACAGCGAUGACGAGGCCGCCGGCACGGAGGGGCCGGAGAAGAAUCUCGAGGAGGCCGCAGCAGCGAAGUUAUAGGCGGACGGCGGCGACGGCAGCCGCAACUUCCCCAGGACCGAAUUCGCUGCCAUUCGGUCAGGGUUAUCCAGUGUACUCUAUUGACCUCACUGUCAGGUCAAUAGGGCUGGUGUUCGGUGUGUUUCUGUGUUUUUGUUUCUACCUAUUUCGUCACUUUCACCAGGAUUCCUUCGGAACGACAAAAAUACCGAUUUAUUGGCCCCCUCCAGCUGUUCCCGGGAUGGAGGGGUGGAGUGCGCUUAGUUAUUCAGGGACAAUCAAAUUUGGUGGUUCCAACUUCUGUCUCCUCGCGGUGAUAAAAGUGACACACAUCUGCGCUCGACGACAACAACCAACCACCUCCUUUCAUCCCGCGGGCCGUAGGGCGUAUCUAAGCUGUGAUCUCGUGUGUAUAUACAUGCCGGGUGGUGGAGUUAAGCCUUUCGGGUUGCUUUACGAUCGGGGAUCCCGGGAACAGCCUACAGGGGAUGGGCGGGACGGGAACCGCUGGUAUGUACAGGAACCAGGACAGCCGGGAAGGAAAGCACCGCGGGAGGGAAAGCACCGCGGGAGGGCGAGAUCAUAUGAUGUACAUAGAGCAGUGUGGUCAGGCGAUCUGCGGUAAAGGGCUGGCGAUUCCGUG
Molecule: messenger RNA, 1013 nt
Organism: Tricharina praecox
Lineage: Eukaryota; Fungi; Ascomycota; Pezizomycetes; Pezizales; Pyronemataceae
Exons: 4
Coding region: 324-995 (223 amino acids)
Source: RefSeq, a predicted model, not a curated record